Molecule: messenger RNA, 501 nt
Organism: Lycium ferocissimum
Lineage: Eukaryota; Viridiplantae; Streptophyta; Magnoliopsida; Solanales; Solanaceae
Exons: 1
Coding region: 1-501 (166 amino acids)
Source: RefSeq, a predicted model, not a curated record
AUGUCAUGGAGGAAAUUGGUAUGCAACAAUGGUGGCCUACCUAGAUGGAUUUUUAUCUUGCGAUUGGCUGCACUAGGCAGACUACAAACUAGAGAUAGACUAUUUAAAUGGGGUAUCACUACAGACCAGAUCUGCCCCGUAUGCGACAAAGAGCCAGAAAGCCUUAAUCACCUGUUUUUUGUAUGUGAGGUAUCCGCUGAAAUUUGGCAGAAGCUACUGAAUUGGAUUGGCAUUCGGAAGGUUCCUACGCACUGGACUGAAGAACUGGGAUGGGCAGAAUUGAAUGCAAAAGGUCGAAACCCACAAGCUGAAGUUUAUAGAAUGAUGUUGGCUGCUGCAGUGUAUUAUGUUUGGAGGGAAAGGAAUGCUCGUGUGUUUCAAAGUCAAAGACAGAGUCCUCAGGCUAUCAUUAAACUUAUCAUCCAGGACAUUCAUGCUAGAGCUACAAAGCAGGCUAGAAUUGCACUAUGGUUGGAGGACCACAACUUCUAUCCUAGCUAG